Trichophyton rubrum CBS 118892 is the source of this 1406-nucleotide messenger RNA. RefSeq lists its product as uncharacterized. The record is from RefSeq and is a predicted model, not a curated record. Gene Ontology annotation, molecular function: protein heterodimerization activity. NCBI's taxonomy places the organism in Eukaryota, Fungi, Ascomycota, Eurotiomycetes, Onygenales, Arthrodermataceae. Gene Ontology annotation, cellular component: transcription factor TFIID complex. Gene Ontology annotation, biological process: transcription initiation at RNA polymerase II promoter. The coding region runs from base 372 to 1385 and encodes 337 amino acids. The transcript has 2 exons.
GACUGGCUGUUAGCGAGAGCAAAAGGGGGCUUCCUCUGCUCUGCGGCCGUCCUCUCCCUCGCCAGCCUGAAUAAUACCAACAAUGAAUGCUCUCAUGUUGAAUAUGAAUGACAUCACGUGACUAUUCUUCUUUCCGCUGCCUGUUGAAGUUCGAGAUUGACGACAUCCGCCUGCAUUGCGCGCAGACGGCGACGAGAAGGACGCAGCAGAAGAAACAGAUAGGCUAGACGACGGCGAAGGAUAAGAGCAGACGAGCGGCCUGAGCUGCUGGACAUUACCUCGCGCGCCCAACCAACCCCGUCUUCCUCCAUCCGGUUCCCUGUGGACCGCAAAUCAACUUUGCUCAGACGGCUCAGACGAACCCGGCCCAGAUGCCUCCCUCACCCCAGAGCUCUACGAAACGGCCGUCCUUCGAUGCGGAUGGUGCCUCUCCGGCAAAGAGACAGCGACGAGCAUACCGGCGGCAUCACUGUUUGCAGCGUUCCCACGAGCUUCUUGCUGCUGGCGCAGAGACCUUGAACGACAGCACCUCCAUUGAUGCCCAGCUGAAUGCGUCGAUUGCGAGAGUGCUGGAUGAGACCGGAUUCGAUAACGUCGAGCCGGUAGUCUUGGACAGCUUCAGGAACAAUGUCGAAGAGCAUAUGCUUCACUUUCUGUCCUACGUCCGGCAGUCGAUGACAUCCAGUCGGAGGGUGCAGCCUAUACCACAGGACUUUGAACACGCACUACGCUACCACUCGAUACAUGUAGACUCCCUUCGGCCGCACCUCAAGGCAUUCCAGCGAAGGACCCAGCCAACUACUACUACAACAACUGCAACUCCCUCUUCCAAACCAAGUCUCCCUACUCCUCCUCCAGAUGAAGGUGCAGACAAUGAAGAUAAACCCAUACCAGCGCGAAAUUACGCCUUCUUGGGGCCUGAAUUAAACUCCGGGGCCGGCGAUCUGAAGAAAGCGUCCUAUAUACCCAAAAACUUCCCCAGUUUCCCAAGCAAACACACAUAUCAAGAGACCCCCGUAUUCGCGACCAAGCGAGAAACCAACCCCGAAAAGAUCCGAGAACGCGCAACGGAGGAAGGACGAUUGGGUGAGGAGGCCCUGCGCAAGCUUACCCGUGCGGCGAGGGAGGGCCAGGGCGGCGGUCGGGCGCACCGGGACAAGUCACUGUGGGGGCGUAAAAAUGAGAGUAUGGACAGCAUGUUCGACAAGACGCUGAAGGCAUUGGUAAAGUCGACCUCUGCCUCCAAACAGGCCGAUGGCUCCCUGCUGCUAGACCUUGGGCCGAUUGUGAACAGUAACCGGGUUUAUUGGCGCAAGCCAUCAGCUCCAGCUACCCGCUCCGACCCGCAGCGUAUGACAGCGGCUGCGGCGAGGGAUGUUGAAUAGACUGGCUGGUCCGUCGUCAAU